Messenger RNA from Manis pentadactyla (Chinese pangolin), 537 nucleotides. It is a transcript of the gene DEFB1, whose product is annotated as defensin beta 1. Gene Ontology annotation, molecular function: CCR6 chemokine receptor binding. Gene Ontology annotation, biological process: innate immune response in mucosa; defense response to Gram-positive bacterium; defense response to Gram-negative bacterium. The coding region runs from base 237 to 446 and encodes 69 amino acids. Gene Ontology annotation, cellular component: extracellular region. The record is from RefSeq and is a predicted model, not a curated record. Lineage: Eukaryota; Metazoa; Chordata; Mammalia; Pholidota; Manidae. The transcript has 2 exons.
AUCCAGCUGCAGCCGGGCGGAGAGGCACGCCCACCCGACGGGCAGGCCGCUCACACCGCGAGGGUCCUGGGUUAGAGUCCCGCUGACCCGUGACGCCGCCCCUCGGAUGGCCGGGGCGGUUACGCAACCCCUGCCCUAUAAAUAGGGUGACUCCCGGCUCCCGGCAGCCGGUCAGCCAGCCUCCAGGGAGCCUCUCCGCGCGCACGGGGCAUCCCGGCCGCCCGCCCGCCAGCGCCAUGAGGGUGCCCUGCUUUCUGCUGCUGACGCUCUGCCUGCUCUUCGCCCACCUGGCCCCAGGUGUUGGCUAUCUUACUGGCCUUGGCCAGCGGUCUGACCACUACAUAUGUGCCCGGAAAGGAGGGACCUGCAACUUCUCCCCUUGCCCGCUCUUCACCAGGAUCGAAGGCACUUGCUACAGUGGAAAAGCCAAGUGCUGCCUCCGUUGACUCUGAGCUGGAAGUGAUAGCAGCGAGAAUGUAAAAGCCGAGCGAAGCAUGUAUAAUUGUUACUUUAAUAAAAGACUUUUUCCUAAGCAUA